Molecule: messenger RNA, 2379 nt
Organism: Amphibalanus amphitrite
Lineage: Eukaryota; Metazoa; Arthropoda; Thecostraca; Balanomorpha; Balanidae
Product: E3 ubiquitin-protein ligase COP1-like
Exons: 2
Coding region: 193-2226 (677 amino acids)
Biological process (GO): proteasome-mediated ubiquitin-dependent protein catabolic process
Molecular function (GO): protein binding; ubiquitin protein ligase activity
Source: RefSeq, a predicted model, not a curated record
GGUGACACAAGGGCAAAGUUUCAAGCUACAAAGAUUCUUUGGCUCCCAACAUUCACAGAAUCAUGAAAAAUGAUAUGGAAAAAGAUUCUGGCUGUAAGUUGUGACCUGAACAUAAACCCAAAUGUUAAAUGAUUGAGGAAAAGUAGGUGGGCAACUUUCUGAAAAAAUGAAUUGCUGAACUGAAAGUGAUGAAUGUCAGCCAUAUUGCUGCAGUUCAUCUGUUUCAGAUUUCUACAGCUUAAACAAGCAAGUGUCGUGACGGCCGGUCGGCGGGCAGACGCGAUGUCCGGGGGCGCGGCCGGCGCCGGCAGGCCCGGCCCCUCCAAAGGCAGGCGCACGCGCAGCCGGGGAAUGACCGGCGUGGCCAGCUCCUUCCAGAAACAGAGUGAAGACUUCCUCUGCCCGAUCUGCUUCGACGUCAUCGAGGAGGCGAUGAUGACACGCUGUGGGCACACGUUUUGUAACCGCUGCAUCGUGCAGAGCAUCCAGCUCAACGGCCGCUGUCCCAAGUGCAGCCGCGCACUGGACGAGGACAGCAUCUACCCCAACUUCCUGCUCAGCGAGCUGGUGACCAAGCACCGGCGCGCGCGGCGCACCCCAGCCCAGCUGAGUCGACUGGAGCCGGCCGAGCUGAAGGAGUACCUGGUCAGCGAGACGGCCGAGCUCGGUCUGCCUAACGUCAACCUGAUGCUCGAGCUGCUGCAGACGCGGCGGCGCGCGCUCGAGGCCGACUCGCAGCGCACGCAGAACGUGCUGCUGCGCGAGUUCCUGACCACGCUGCGCCGCCAGCGGGAGGAGAUGCUGCAGCAGCUGCAGCGCGAGCUGCAGGUGAUCGACACCGACCAGAAGCGCGUCGAGCAGGCGCUGGACGGCGAGCGGCGCGGCGCGGCCGGCGGCGGGGACGGCGCGGCCGCCGGAGACGCCGCCGGGGUGCCGUGCGUUCCCAGCAUGGAGGCGGAGCGCGGCGCGCUGCCGACCGAGUCCGUCUCACCCGACGUGGCCGGUCCGGUGGCCGUCUCGGAUGGCGAAGUGCCCGAGGGCUUUAACGUGGUGCGCGGCGCGGUGCCGCAGACUCCCGACUCGGACGCGCUGGCGCGGCGGCGACGCCAGGUACACAGUCACUUUGAUGACCUGGUCAAGUGUUAUUUCUCGCUGCGGCCGCGCGCGGUGCACCUCGGCGCGGGCGGGGAGGAGGGAGACGCCUGCCCGUUGGACUCAUUCAGUGACGCCCUGUCACGGCUGACGCGAUACAGCGGGAUGCGGCCGCUGGCGUCUCUCAACUACUCGUCUGACCUGGUGGCCGGUGCCAGCAUCGUCUCCAGCAUCGAGUUCGACAAGGAUAAGGAGAUGUUCGCCAUCGCCGGCGUCACCAAAAAGAUCAAGAUCUACGACUACGGGUUCGUGGUGCGGAACGCGAUCGACAUCCACUACCCGACGCUGGAGAUGGCCUGCACGUCCAAGAUCAGCUGCGUCGCGUGGAACGGCUACCACAAGUCGGUGCUGGCGAGCUCCGACUACGAGGGAGCCAUCACCAUCUGGGACACAGCCACCGGUCAGAAGCGGCACGUCUAUCAGGAGCACGAGAAGCGCUGCUGGAGCGUCGACUUCAACCUGGUGGACACCAACCUCAUCGCGUCUGGAAGCGACGACUUCACGGUCAAGCUGUGGGCGGCCAACGCCAGCCACUCGAUCCUGUCGCUGGAGGCGAAGGUGAACGUCUGCUGCGUCAAGUUCAACCCCUCGAGUCGCUUCCAGCUGGCGUUUGGCUCCGCCGACCACAAUGUGCACUACUACGACCUGCGCAACACCAAACAGCCGCUGCAGGUCUUCAAGGGGCAUCAGAAAGCUGUGUCGUAUGUGAAGUUUGUCAGCGAUACCGACCUGGUAUCGGCCUCAACUGACAGCCAGUUGAAACUGUGGAGCGUUACCUCGCCUACCUGUCUCCGCUCGUUCCACGGACAUGUCAACGAAAAGAACUUUGUCGGCCUGGCCACGGACGGUACGUACGUGGCGUGUGGCUCCGAAAACAACUCCCUGUACGUGUACUACAAGGGUCUGAGUCAGAGUGUGCUGUCGUACAAAUUCGAGCCGCCGCGCUCGCUGCUCGAGAAGGAGCGGGCUGACGACGGCAACCAGUUUGUGUCGGCUGUGUGCUGCAAGUCGGGCAGCAGUGUGCUGGUGGCGGCCAACAGUCAGGGCACCAUCAAGGUGCUGGAGCUGUACUGAGGGGCGAGUCCCGCGCGGCAGCUGCGGGACCGGCAGCUGCGAUAUUGUGAUCGACCGAUCACUGUGUGUUUGUACCUCGGCGAAUGAGUGCAAAUGUGGUGGACGGGGCUGGGAAAUGUUUUUAACAAAUAUAUACGUAUGUUUUUGCAGAAA